AUGUCGAACGCCACUGCUGGUGCGAACGGCGACGUCGACAUGGCCGAUUCCAACACCACCAACGGCGCUCACGACACCACCACCACUGCGGGCGUUCACGCUCUAGGCGAUCACAGCCGUCAACUUAUCCAGGCAAUCCAGAUGCUGGAGGCCCUGAACGUCGAUGCCACACUGCCCUCUUUACCCAAGUUUGUCGUCAUCGGAGAUCAGUCUGCUGGAAAGAGCUCUAUCAUCGAAGCUGUCUCAGAGAUCACUCUGCCACGCAGUGCGGGCACUUGCACUAGAUGCCCGUUCCGGAUCACCACCACGGCGGCAAAGGACGGGCAGGAGUGGACCUGCAAUGUGUCGCUGCAAAUCAGAUACAGCUACAAUCCACACCUUCGGGCCAACAAGAGUGGUGAAUCAUUCAACGGCUGGUCUGAGAACAAGGACACCCUCAGCCUGCCAUUCGCCAACGUCACUGACAAGGCUCAACUCGAAAUCAUCCUCCGUCGUGCACAAUUUGCCCUCCUGAACCCGGACAAGAAUUACACCCAAUUCUUGAACUCCAACGUGGAUUUCAACGGAGAGGACAGCGACAGCCAGACUGUCAGAUUCUCUCCAAAUGUCAUCAGCCUCGAAAUCACCGCCCCAGGUCUUCCAGAUUUGUCGUUUUACGACUUGCCAGGCGCGAUCAAUACUUUGGGAGACGAGAAUGACCAGUACUUGGUCGACUUUGUUGAGCGUCUCCUGAAGUGCUAUGUUCGCGAGGACAAAGCUCUCAUACUUCUUGCUUGCGCCGCCAAUCAGGAUCUGGAAACAUCCACGGCAUUCCGCUACCUUCGCGAGUGUCGGGCCAGCUACCGCACUAUGGGUGUCCUCACCAAGCCGGAUCUCAUAGACCUGACUCCAGCGCGUGUCAAAUACCUCCAGAAUUUGCUCUCAGGCAACAAGAACCACCAUCAUCUCGACAACAAGUGGUAUGUCACCCGACAGCUUUCGCAGAGAGAGCUCGACCAGCAGACGAGCUAUGAGGCAGGGCGAAACCUGGAGAAGGACUUCUUCUCGGGCGAGCCUUGGUCUACCGAGUUAGCUGGCUAUGCUUCACGCUUUGGUGUUCCAAAUCUCCAGGCUGCGCUCUCACGCAAAUUGGUUCAACACAUCUUGGGCGACCUUCCCGAAAUCGUGGAGCGUGUUCAGACGAGGCUUUUCGAGAUCAACGCGCAACUUGCCAUGUUCCCCGAGCAAGACGCUGCUCCUGGAAUCAGCGUAGCUGUGGACAUCGAGAAGGUGAACAAGUCCCUGUACGACCAACUCAAUGCAGACAGUCUGCGCAGCAGCAUGCGCAAGGACUACCGUGAUAUCUUCCGGAAGCUUUCGAAGAGGCUUCAGGAUCUGAAGCCGAAGGUGAAGAUGACUACCCCAGGCUACCAAAAGCCGAGCAUCUCGGUGGAGAGCAGCGAUGAGGAAGAGUCUCCCUCCAAGAUGCAUCGAACCAUGAACGGCCGUGCCAUGAGUGUCGUCAACACGCCCAAUCGAUCCAGCAGACCACCCCGACGCACUCCUGCCAGUACUCCCAACUCGCAGACUUCUGAGAACUUCGCCGUCUUUCGCCUGGACGAUGUGAGAGCCAAAUUCGACGCAGCACCUGGAGCUGAUCUUCAGGCUCAAGCGUCCGAGUCUGUCGUCCGAGGUUUGAUCUUGGACACACUUGUUGGCUGGCCAAGCAGCACCGAUACUGCGAUCAAGAACAUACGACAAGUCUUCAUCGAAAUGCUAGACAGCGCAGUCGCAUCUGCACUUGCCAAGAGACAGAAGACCGAGCUCUACAACAAGGUGGUAGAGAUCACUCACGCGCUCUUCGAAGAGCUGUUCCAGAAUGUGGAGGGCUUUAUCCAUGAGCUCAUCGCUGCCGAGACUCAUCGUCCCAUCACGUACAACUCCGGCCUGAAGCAGCAGAAGGCCGUUCGCAACGCCGAGUACCACCAGCUGCGCCGCGAGCAGCGUGUCGCCGAGCACUAUGAGAUGCUCGAAACUCAAGGUCAUCGCAUGGUGUCUCAGGCCGACCAAAAGAAGAAGGCGGCAGACGUUGCGUGGGUCACCGCUACGUUAGGCGGCGAUGAGUACGAGAGAGAGGUAGACGCACUGGCUACUCCCAUAGCCUACUACGACAUCGCUGCGACCCAGCUUGUGGAUAGCAUCGCCAAACUCUUCGAAGCUGGACUCAUGCACGCCUACGAGGGACGCAUCCAUCGCAAGCUGAUGGAGGAGCUUCGUACUACCGAUGCGGCGUAUUGUGCUCAGCUGCUGGCCGAGGAUCCAGAGCGUGAGGCACAGAGAGCUGAACUCAUGGGGGAGAAGAUGAAGUUGGAGCAGGCGCUUGCGGAGCUCAAUCGUCUGCCAGCGAACCACCUCCCUAACUGA
Molecule: messenger RNA, 2403 nt
Organism: Zasmidium cellare ATCC 36951
Lineage: Eukaryota; Fungi; Ascomycota; Dothideomycetes; Mycosphaerellales; Mycosphaerellaceae
Exons: 2
Coding region: 1-2403 (800 amino acids)
Cellular component (GO): cytoplasm; microtubule; membrane
Molecular function (GO): GTPase activity; GTP binding; microtubule binding
Source: RefSeq, a predicted model, not a curated record